AUGACUUGUAUCCCAAGAAAUAUGCAUACUAUCCGUUUCUUCAAGAUUGUUACUUCAACAAAUAUUCAAGAUGGUAACAUUAGAAUUCCAAAUGCUUUCACUCAAAAAUAUAUUAGUGAUUUGUCGACUAUAAUGUUUCUCAAGACUCUUGAUGACAAAGAAUGGGAAAUACAUUUGACUAAAAUGAAUGAUGAUAUUUGGAUUAACAAGGGUUGGAAGGAAUUCGCGACACAUUAUUCGUUAGAUCAUGGACAUAUGCUGAUGUUUAAAUUCGAAAAAACCUCUCAUUUUGAAGUGCAUAUAUUCGACAAGAGUACCCUUGAAAUUGAAUAUCGUGUUUAUGGUAAUAAUCAACAAGAAUGUAACGACACAAUUGGAAACUUGAAUGAGAAAAAUUCAUGCAACAAGACUAGACCAAAACCACAAGUUUCAAGUUCUCAAUCACAUAAGAAAUUGAGAAUCGACACAAAUGAAGAAGUUGGAAGAAGUUCGAAAUUGCAGAACUGGCCUAAACUUGUCCAAGUUAAAGCUUUGAUCAGAGCCAGAAACUACAAAUCUGAAAAUCCCAUUUUCAUUGUUGUCAUGACAUCUUCCUAUACUAAUCAAUAUAUAUAUGUCCCUUUCGAUUUCGAACUAAAGUAUUUGAAGAAAAAUCAAAGCGAUAUGGUCCUUCGGGUCUUGGAUGACGAUAGAACUUGGAUUGUUAAAUAUUGUGAAAGAAGAAUUAGUUCUGGAUGGAGAAUAUUUGCAUCUGAUAAUAAUUUGAAAGUGGGAGAUGUUUGUCUUUUCGAGAUGAUCAAUUACGAAGCCUAUGUUUUUCGAGUACUAGUUUUUCGAGUUGACGAAUCAGUUCACGGAGAUCGAAUUAAUUCGGUAGGAAUCGCAAGAAUCUCAAAAGUUGAAAGUAAACCUAUUGUUUUACAUAGAGGUAAAUCUUUUAGCAUCAAUGUUGUAUUGUCAAAUCACACUAAUAUCACCGCUAAUUCGCUAUAG
Molecule: messenger RNA, 993 nt
Organism: Vicia faba (fava bean)
Lineage: Eukaryota; Viridiplantae; Streptophyta; Magnoliopsida; Fabales; Fabaceae
Source: the annotation of a GenBank genome assembly